AUCAACUAUUUUGCAGAUUUGUGAAAACUUUUGGUGAAUAUCAACUAUUUUGCAGAUCUGUGAAAACUUGUGGUGAAUAUCAACUACAGUUUUCAACAUCAUUAGGAGGAUCUAUAUAACAAUGCAAACAGAGAAAGUCAGAACAAAAUCUUUACUACAAAAUGCCUGAAGUGAAGGAAAGGUUUAAAUGUGAUACGUGCGAUUUUGCAUCUCAAACAUUGAGUCGUCUGAAGGGUCAUUUGAGAAUACAUACAGGAGAAAAACCCUAUAAAUGUAAUCUGUGCGAUUAUGCAGGUAAUCGAAAAGCUUACCUAAAGAAUCACAUGACCGUGCAUACAGGCAAUAAAUGCUUCAAAUGUAAUGUCUGUGAUUAUGCAUGUAACCGAAGUGAUCAUCUGAAACGACACUCGAGAAAACAUACAGGAGAGAAGAUAUUUAAAUGUGGCAUUUGUGAUUAUGCAUAUAAUGAUAGCAGUUACCUGAAGAUACAUAUGAGAAAACAUACAGGAGAGAAACAGUUAAAAUGCAAAGUAUGUGGUUAUGUAUGUUAUUGGAACAGUAUUCUGAAGAGCCAUAAGAGAAUACAUACAGGAGACAAAUGCUUUAAAUGUGAGAUUUGUGAUUUUGCAUGUACCGACCGCAGUAAUCUGAAGAGUCAUAUGCUGAGACACACCGGAAAGAAAAGUUUUAAAUGUGAUGUUUGUGAUUAUGCAUUUUAUAGGAGGUAUGAGCUCAAAGUUCAUAUGAGAAAACAUACAGGAGAGAAACAGUUUAAAUGCAAGAUAUGUGAUUAUGCCUGUAACAGAAGUAAUGCUCUGAAAAGCCAUAUGAACAUGCAUAUGGAAGAAACAUGUUUAAAAUGUGAUGAUUGUGAUUAUGCAUGUAUCAGACAUUAUACUCUGAAAAUGCAUGCACUGAGACAUACUGGAAAGAAAAAUUUUAAAUGUGAUGUUUGUAGUGAUGCAUUUUAUAUGAGUUUUGAACUAAAAAAGUAUAAAGGAAAACAUACAGGAGAGAAACAGUUAAAAUGCAAUAUAUGUGGUUAUGCAUGUAAUCAACGUUGUAGAAUGAUGAUCCAUAUGAGAAUACAUACAGGAGAAAAAUGCUUUAAAUGUAACAUUUGUGAUUAUGCAUGUACCACCCGCAGUAAUCUGAAGAGACAUACACUGAGACACACUGGAAAGAAAGGUUUUAAAUGUGCUGUUUGUGAUUAUGCAUCCUAUACCAGUUAUAGGCUUAAAGUGCAUACGAGAAAGCAUACAGGAGAUAACAAUUUUAAAUGUGACGUUUGCAAUUCUGCAUUUAAGUCGAAAAGGACUUUGACAUCUCACAUUAGAAAACAUAUUUGAGGGAAACGCUUCAGCUGGGAUUUUUAUGACUGUGUGAUCUAAAUGCGUAUAUGACAAUACAUACAGGAGAUAAUUAAGUAUUUGUAAUUAUUCGUGUAAUUCAAGCUGUUGUCUGAAGACGCAUGUUAAAAUAUAUACAGGAGAGAAUAACUGUUUUAAAUGUUGUGUUUGUGAUUAUGUAUGUCACCAUAGCAAUAAUCUGAAAUGGUAAAUUGCAUACAUGUCACUCAAGCAGUUUCCCCAAAAAGCAUAUGCAAAAACAAAACGGGGAGAAAGUCUUUAAAUGAGAUAGUUAUGAUAUAAUGCAAAAGGUAGUCUGAAGCAACAUAUGAGAAAACUGAUAAAAAUGUGACGUUUGUGGUUAUGCAUUCAAAGAGGCGGACAUCGGUACAUGUGAGAAUACAUGAUACAGGAGACUCCGGUAUAGAAAUGUUUUAAUUGUGACUUGCUUGUAAAUAAAGCAGUAAUCUGAAAACACACAUAAGAAAAAAAUAACAUAAUUUAAAAUUAUUCUUGAGUUCUAUUCAAUAUGUCUCUUACAAGAUUCCGUAAAUGCACUUUUCUUUUUCAUAAUGUACCAUAAAACAAAUAUGACUGUAGUUAACAUUCGAUGUAGGGGAAAAACUUGUUCGCAGAUAUUUAAACAUUACCAAGGUGUGACGCCGACCAUUUACACUUAUUUUAAUUAUUUGCUUUGUUUUCGGUAACAUGCUUAAGAAAUAGGGAAUGUAGGUCGGAUUUUCAGCUCGACUAUUCGAAGAAUAAGUAAAGCUUUCCUAUUCAUCACGGCGUCGCACCUUGGUUAUGUUUUUCUUACUAGUCCGCAUUUUGAAAAGUCUUUUGAGAUACAGCUUUGAACCGUUCAGCACUUGUUUACCAUCACCAUGUCCAGUUAUAGACAAGAGUACAUAACUCCAUCAAGGAUGCUGGCUGAGUUAUGUCCCAUUUUGACUUAGAAAUCAUGGUUAAGUUUUUCGUACCUGUCCACAUUUUGUCAAAGCCUUUUGAGAUAAAGCUUUGAAACUGUCAGCACUUGUUAAGCAUCACCAUGUCCAGUUAUAGGCAAGAGUACAUAACUCCAUCAAGGAUUUUGGCUGAAUUAUGGCCCCUUUCGACUUCGAAAUUUUGGUUAAGUUUUUCGAACCAGUUCAUAUUUUGACAAAAUCUUUUGAGAUAAAACAUUGAAAUUUUCAACACUUUUUUUACAUCACCAUAUCCAAUUAUAGGCAAUAGUACAUAACUCCAUCAAGGAUUUUGGCUGAAUUAUGUUCUCUUUUGACGUAGAAACCUUGAUUAAAUUUUUCGUACCAGUCCACAUUUUGACAAAGUCUUUUGAGAUAAAGCUUUGAACCUUUCAACAGAAUCAACACUGGUUGAUAAUCACCAUGUCCAGUUAUAGGCAAGAGUACAUAACUCCAUCAAGGAUUUUGGCUGAAUUGUGGCCACUUUUAACUUAAAAAUCAUGGUUAAGUUUUUCGUACCGGUUCAUAUUUUGUGUAAAAGUGUUUGACAUAUGGCUUUGAAACUUUGUUCAGUAUUAUAGUGUCUAUCUAAAAGAGUACAUAACUCUAUCAUCUAUUUUGGCUGAAUUAUGGCCCGUUUUGGUUUGAAAAU
This is a messenger RNA of Mercenaria mercenaria, 2963 nucleotides long. RefSeq names its product zinc finger protein 600-like. Gene Ontology annotation, molecular function: RNA polymerase II cis-regulatory region sequence-specific DNA binding; DNA-binding transcription factor activity. The record is from RefSeq and is a predicted model, not a curated record. Bases 162 to 1349 code for a protein of 395 amino acids. Gene Ontology annotation, biological process: regulation of transcription by RNA polymerase II. NCBI's taxonomy places the organism in Eukaryota, Metazoa, Mollusca, Bivalvia, Venerida, Veneridae. The transcript has a single exon.